AUGACGUUAUUUAUUUCAACAGGGAUUGCAUUAGACAACACAGUGAAGGAGGCCGUCCAUGACAGUGGUAUAGAAGUUGGCAGUUAUAUGUACGAGCUUUAUCCGAAGAUGUGUGAACUGUUGAUAAACUCUAAAAGUGACAAUACUGUUAAAUCAUAUUUUAAUUCUUACAAACGAUGGGAACGUUUCAUUACUUUACAAGGACACAAAUCUUUGCCAGCUCAGCCAGUUCAUGUUGCACUGUAUUUAACACAUUUAUUGAACAAUAAUUCUACUUGUCACCCUAUUUCGAACGCAGUGUAUGGUAUAAAAUGGGCACAUGAGAUAAAUGGUCUAAGCGAUCCUACAUCAAACACUUUUGUAACAUCAAUUCUUGAAGCAUCUAAAAGAGUAGCACCAAAAAAGACAGAGAAGAAAGAUCCAAUUACUCCGGAAACUUUAAUCGAACUUUGUGAUAUGUUUAAAAAUUCUUUAGAUUUACUUGUUGUAAGGGAUUUGACAAUGAUGAUUUUGAGUUUUUCAGGAUUUCUUAGAUACGAUGAGGUCAGUUCGUUACGCUUUUGUGAUGUAAAAGUACAUGAAUCUCAUUUAAUUUUGUGUAUCGAAAAAAGCAAAACAGACCAAUAUAGGCAAAGUUCUGAAGUCUUGAUUUCCAAGGGUAAUUCAUCUGCUUGUCCUUACACAAUGUUUCUAAGGUACACUAGGUUAGCAGGUUUCAGUGAUUCUUGCCAGAAAUUUUUUUAUUUGUUUCGGCCUAUUUAUAGAUCUCGUAAUACAUGCAAGCUUAUUACUAAGGAUAAAAAGCUAAGUUACACGGCGGCUAGAGAGUCUAUUCUUAAGAGAAUUCGAACAAUUUGUCCAGAUGGAAACAUAGGUCUCCAUUCGUUCAGAUCCGGUGGGGCAACAAUGGCGGCAAACGCCGAUGUUAGUGACAGAUGCUUAAAGAAGCACGGUAGAUGGAAGUCUGACUCUAGUAAAGACGGUUACAUAGUAGAUUCCACUGAAAAACGUUUGAAGAUAUCUAAGGUAUUAGGCCUAUAGAUUACCCCUUUCUUUGGUUUUCUAUCACGUACGACGGGCUGUCGGCAAAUUUGAAUUUGUGUUUGAGUUUUAUUUCUUUUACUGCCAUGUGUACGAAGAAGGUAUUGUUGGUGUGCUGUCAAUGGCAGAAAAGGGUGUCAUUUGUGUGUCUGUCGUCUGUAGUAUAGAGAAUACUAAUAUUUUCCCGCGUUUCGAUCAGUAUAGCGGGAAAAUGUUGUAUUCUCGAUAUGGGAAUCGUCAAUUUUCGGUAGGCCGAAGAAAUUUAGCCAAUCAGAGGACUGAGUUGUGGUCAUAUAUAAGGUGUUUUUCUGUGGUAGCUUCACUUCUAGCCGUCGUAUUGACCGUGUAAACUUCAUUUUUUCUAAAUGAUGAUAUUUAUCUGUUUGUACAUUAUAACAAAA
Molecule: messenger RNA, 1442 nt
Organism: Mytilus trossulus (common blue mussel)
Lineage: Eukaryota; Metazoa; Mollusca; Bivalvia; Mytilida; Mytilidae
Product: integrase/recombinase xerD homolog
Exons: 1
Coding region: 1-1041 (346 amino acids)
Biological process (GO): DNA integration; DNA recombination
Molecular function (GO): DNA binding
Source: RefSeq, a predicted model, not a curated record